Messenger RNA from Dalotia coriaria, 2533 nucleotides. RefSeq names its product S1 RNA-binding domain-containing protein 1-like. Gene Ontology annotation, molecular function: mRNA binding; structural constituent of ribosome. The transcript has 7 exons. The coding region runs from base 283 to 2334 and encodes 683 amino acids. The record is from RefSeq and is a predicted model, not a curated record. Lineage: Eukaryota; Metazoa; Arthropoda; Insecta; Coleoptera; Staphylinidae. Gene Ontology annotation, biological process: nucleobase-containing compound metabolic process; translation.
CCAAAAACAGAAAGUUAAGAAGGAAAACAGCAAAAUAAAGACUCCAAAAACUGAAAGAGCGAAACCCAAUAUAAAAAGUCAUCUAAAGAAGAGAAUAAAACUAAAACACAAACGAAAUCUCAUGGAAAACAUGCGAAAGUUGAACCUUUAUGGCAGGAAUAUGAAAUUAUUGCACAGGAACACACUGUUAAUUCAAAAAUAGCUAAAAAUAUUGUUGAAUUGUUCAAAGAAGGCAACACAAUUCCUUUCAUUGCACGAUAUAGAAAAGAUGCUGUUGGGCAAAUGUCUGCUGAUGAUUUGAGAAACGUUAAAAACACCUAUGACAAUACUUUAGAUUUAAAACAGAAAAUUGUCAGUGCAUACAAUAAAAUCAAAGAUUUGGGAAAGAUGGAUGACAUAUUGGAACAAACUUUAUUGAAUGCACAAAGUUUUGACACUUUCGAAGAGAUUUAUGCACCAUAUAAACCUGUUGCUGGUGAAGCAUCUAUCAAAGGACAAAUUCACACUGCACUUGAUGAGCCAGCGAAUGCAAUUCUAAAAGGAAAAUCUGUCAAUUUUGCUUCAUAUAUUGACAGUGCCAAAACUUUAGAUGAUGUGAACAGCGUCCGGAAACAUAUUAUUGCUGUUGUGGCCAAGAAAAUAUCUACAAGUCGGCCAUGUUUAGAAUAUAUACAAAAAUUGAAAAAGGAGUCUCGUUGCACUCUACAAACAAAGAAAAUCAACAAACGCAACACCACAACAAAGGAAAACAAGGAUAAAACAAGUGGAAAAGCCAAAAUGAAUAAAGAAGCAUCAAAUUUUGCGGAUUAUUUUGACAGAAGUUUCCUUACAGAUAGAUUAAAGCCACAUCAAAUUAUGGCAAUAAAUCGUGCUGAACAUUUGAAAUACAUCAAUGUAACACUAUCAUUCAAUGAUUUUUCCAAGAAUUUUUGUUAUGAAAUGCGCAAACACUUCGAAGAAGCUUCCCGAGGCCUGUCGUCAUCAUUGUUUGAAAGUGCCAUGCUUGAAUGUUGCAAUAACAUAGUCGUGCCACUUUUAAAGCGUAUUAAACGCACGGAGUUGAAAUCAUACGCUGAGAAAUCAUCACUGGAUAUUUUUAACAACAAUUUAAAGCAGAUGUUGUUAGCGGCACCAACAAAACACAAAACCAUUCUUGGUGUGGAUCCUGGGUUUACACACGGAUGUAAACUAGGCAUGAUUUCACAAAAUGGCGACGUGCUAGCUACUAAAGUUGUCUAUCCGCAUAAUACAAAGAAAAAAGAAGUGCAAGAAGAGAUUUUUAGGGAUUUGAUGCUGGAACAUGAAUGCUCAUUAAUUGCUCUUGGAAAUGGCACUGCGUGUAGAGAGACAGAAUCAUGGAUAACUGAUAUGAUUUCCCGUGGAAUUUUCACACCAUUGCAAGUUUCCUAUACAAUUGUCAAUGAAAGCGGUGCCUCGAUUUAUUCAUGCAGUAAAGAAGCAACAAAAGAGUUUCAAAACUUAGAUCCUAACCUAAUAAGCGCUGUAUCCCUGGCUCGUAGGAUUCAAGAUCCACUUUCGGAGUUGGUAAAAGUCGAACCAAAGCACCUGGGCAUCGGCAUGUACCAACACGACGUCAAUCAGAAGCGUCUCGAAGAAGUCCUCGCUGAUGUCGUCUCAGAAUGCGUCAGUUUCGUCGGCGUUGACGUGAAUACCGCCUCGCAGUGUCUAUUAAAACACGUUGCUGGUUUAUCUGAUCGCCGCGCGGAUGAAAUCAUCGCGCAGCGGCCAUUUUGUACACGCGAUCAACUUUUAACCGUUAAAGGUGUCGGACCUCUUACAUACAAACAAUGCGCCGGUUUUCUUAAGAUUAUCAACGGUAACAACAAACUGGAUGCUACCAUCAUUCAUCCAGAGUCAUAUCACAUCGCUAAGAUGAUAAUAAAACGCUUAAAACUUCAAAUGAAUCAAAUCGGCACCGAUGAAUUCAUUAAGAAGAUAAAAUCGGAAGAAUCUGCUUUAUUAUCGGAUUUCGCAGCGUUUGAAACAAGUUUAGAGAAUUUGCAACUUGUUUUGGAAGGACUUUCCAAGCCGUUGGAGUAUGAUCUGCGUGAAGAUGGCGCCAGUCGUCCUUUGUUCCGCCAAGGCGUUACCAAUAUGGCGACGCUAAGCGUGGGAAUGGCUCUGACCGGCGCCGUUAAUAAUUGCACUUCGUUCGGGUAUUUUGUUGACAUUGGCGUGGGCGUCAAUGGUUUGUUGCAUGUGAAGCAAGCUCGCGGUGUCAGCUUGCAUGUGGGCGAUCGCGUCGAGGUGAAAAUUUCAAAUAUUGAAUUGGAGCGGAAACGCAUCGGCCUUGAACUUGUCCUGAAGUUGUGAACACGCGAUAUUUUAACAAAACAUGUAACUUAAUAAUAUUAUUAUUAUUAUCGUUAUAAUCUAAAACAAUUCCUGUAAUUCAUGACUGUUGGUAUUGAAAAUGUUUUGAAACGUAUGGUGUAUCGUAUUAUAUCAAUAUGGGUUUGUUUAUGUAAAGGCAUUUAUCAAAGGUUGGAUUACAAACAUUUUCUGCUCAGCG